Messenger RNA from Colletotrichum scovillei, 3143 nucleotides. Its product is annotated as amino acid permease. Lineage: Eukaryota; Fungi; Ascomycota; Sordariomycetes; Glomerellales; Glomerellaceae. The transcript is spliced from 3 exons. Bases 721 to 2559 code for a protein of 612 amino acids. Gene Ontology annotation, molecular function: amino acid transmembrane transporter activity. Gene Ontology annotation, biological process: amino acid transmembrane transport. Gene Ontology annotation, cellular component: membrane. The record is from RefSeq and is a predicted model, not a curated record.
GCCAUGACCACCUCUCCCCUCAUUCGUCGGCGCCAGUGUCGCACCCUUAAGCCGAGCCAGUUCGUCCUGUCGCCGACGUUCUGAAGGACCGAAAGAGGCGGCUUGGAACUCUUGUCUGUCAGUCGGGGGGUAUCCUUGUCACCAGAUUAGACCAGCAAGCCAUCCCAUCCUGUCACCUUUCAACGCCAAUGCGGCAACUGCGCUGGUCGGCCCAGCAUGAUAAGCCUCACCACACAAGUUCAGUCACCCAACCCCUUUAGGUGGCGGUAGUCCGUCGCUUUUCGUCGCAACGACUAGUACACGGAAACGUUGCCCUUCUCCUGGUGUGCGGCAUAGACUUCAAGGCCGACCAGUUUCCUCAAUCCGCGAACUCUCUACGCUCUCUACCGACGAUUACGCCAAUACUUCGAGACGAUCUGCAGGCAUCUUAUCGGCGUCAGACCCUGCUUCUACGCAUCCAGAUACCCUCGGCAACGGGCAUGCGAUUCUCGACGGAGGUGGCCGAUGCCUAAAGCGCGCCAAGUCUCACCGAACGAGCGACCCGACGUACAAACGCCAUAUCUCACGAUCGACCGAUAUACACGAUAACAAUUCGAACACACGGCCAGACACAGAGCCAGACUCAAUAGUAUCCCCCGCGACGAGCGGUGUAGACGGCGACGACGACCCCACUAGUCUUGAUAUCUACCAUUUACAUACCGACACGCUACGGAAACGGGGAUGGCGCCGUACAACGAGGACGUGGAACUCAGUGCGAUCAAGAUCAAGGAAGACUCCCUCACCCUCGGGAGCAGCUACAGCAUGCGGCGGGAACCCAUCUACGACCCGAGCCCCGCGCCGGGCGUCCUGAGCCGCGUGCUCGAGAGCUUCAGGCGCGCGCCCACGCAAAUGUCCGAUGGCAGCAUCCACAGGCCAAAGAGCAACUCGUCUCUGGACCUCGAGCCCGGCCACGAGAGGGUGCUGAACGGCGUGCAUUACUACGAUAUCCGACUCGCCAACCUACAGACCUCGCACUCCCUCCUCUCGAGAAAGCUCAAGGGCCGGCAUUUGCAGAUGAUUGCCAUUGGCGGUUCCAUCGGCACGGGACUAUUCGUGGCUUCUGGACAGGCGCUCGAGGUGGGCGGGCCGGCGUCAUUACUGAUUGCCUUUUCGCUCGUGGGCGCGAUGUUAUACUGCACUUGUCAAGCGUUGGGGGAGUUGGCUGUUGCUUUCCCCGUUGCGGGUUCGUUCUCGGCAUACUCCACGCGAUUUCUGGACCCAUCGUGGGGUUUUGCCAUGGGUUGGAACUAUGCACUGCAAUGGCUUAUUGUACUACCCCUCGAAAUCAUUGCGGCUGCAAUCACAAUAACGUACUGGCAAGAGGGCAUAACCAAGGCUUACUUUGUCACCAUUUUCCUUAUUGGUAUCGUCGCUAUCAAUCUCUUUGGUAUUAAAGGGUAUGGCGAAGCCGAGUUCAUAUUCUCAAUUAUCAAGAUCAUUGCGGUGAUUGGCUUCAUCUUACUAGGGAUCGUUCUCAACUGCGGCGGGACUCCAGACACGGGCUAUAUUGGCGGUCGCUUCUGGCAAACGCCGGGGGCAUUUCACAAUGGCUUCAAAGGCCUCUGUAGCGUCUUUGUCACCGCUGCUUUUGCUUUCGCCGGUACUGAGCUGGUCGGUUUGGCAGCGGCCGAAGCGGCGAACCCACGCAAAUCCCUCCCAACCGCCAUCAAGCAGGUGUUCUGGCGCAUCACCCUGUUUUACGUCGUGGCCCUUACUCUAAUUGGGCUUCUUGUGCCCUACGACGAGCCCCGUCUCCUCGGUGCUUCCUCCUCCGCCGAUGCGACCGCUUCCCCCUUUGUCAUUGCCAUCGAGAACGCCCAGAUUGAUAUUCUGCCCUCCGUCAUGAACGCCGUCAUCCUCAUCGCCGUUCUUUCCGUCGGUAACUCUGCCGUCUUCGGUUCAUCUCGAACCCUCGCCGCGCUGGCGGACCAGCACCAGGCCCCGCGUUUCCUCUCGUACGUCGACCGCAAAGGUCGCCCUCUGACGGCCAUCGGCGUCGCGUCCGCCGUCGGUCUCCUCGCCUACCUCGCCGACUUGAAGCAGCAGGACCAGGUCCUCGACUGGCUCCUCGCCAUCUCGGGCCUGUCAUCCAUCUUCACCUGGGCUUCCAUCUGCCUCUGCCACAUCCGCUUCCGCCACGCCUGGGCCCGUAAAGGCCACGGCCUGCACGAGCUCGCUUUCCGCUCCCAGGUCGGCAUCGUCGGCUCGUGGUGCGGCCUCAUCAUGAACGUCCUCGUACUCAUCGCCCAGUUCUGGGUCGGUGCUUUCCCCGUCGGCUGGGAGACCUGGGACGCCGAGUCCGUCGCGAAGAAUUUCUUUUUGCGGUACGCCGCGUUCCCCAUCGUGGCCAUCAUGUACGUCGCGCACAAGUUUUACUUCCGGACCGUCUUUAUCCGUAUCGAGGACAUGGACGUCUCCACGGGCCGGCGAGACUUUAACCUCGGCAUCCUGGUUGCCCAGGAGCAGGAGGAGAGGCGGUCGUGGCCUAGGUGGAAGCGUGUGUACAAGUUUUUGUGUUGAAGCAGCAACUCGUGUGUUUUUGGGGGGUUUUGCUACAAUGAUCGACGUACAGAAGCAGUCGAAGAACCUCUUUUUAUUUUUGAUGUUUUCUGGAUAUGGAAGCGAGGGAUAUAAACAGCGUGGCGUAUGGACAUCCUGCCGGGGGGGCUGAUCUUGGUACUUUACAACUUUUUCUUGAUCAUUCAUGUUGAUGCCAUGGUAUACUGUAUGCCUAGGUAAUCGGAGAUAUCCGCCAUAUCUGGAUGACCAGAGAUCAUCACCAGAAAGAAUGGCUUCUAUUAGAAUGGGGAUGACACAAUACACAGUUCAUGUCUGCAUCAUGGAUCCUCACGGGCAGUGCCUACAUCGUAUCAUCCACUGUAUACCCAUUGUCAGAAAGAGCAACUGGCCCGUUCUACACAGUGACAGUAGUCAGCUACUCUUCACGAGGUUCAGAUGCCGUAAUUUUAUAGUCAGCGCGUCAGUUCUACCAGCAUCAUAUCAAUCCUUCCCAGUAGUAUUUUUGCCAGGAAAUCAAGUAGGUAGAAAUGUGUUCGGUCUGUUGGAUAUCAUGGGCUAUGUCUGUGCAACAAUAGAAGCGGUAG